Neospora caninum is the source of this 11439-nucleotide messenger RNA. Its product is annotated as putative protein phosphatase 2C. The record is from RefSeq and is a predicted model, not a curated record. Lineage: Eukaryota; Apicomplexa; Conoidasida; Eucoccidiorida; Sarcocystidae. The transcript has 3 exons. Gene Ontology annotation, molecular function: cation binding; protein serine/threonine phosphatase activity; protein binding. Gene Ontology annotation, biological process: protein dephosphorylation. The coding region runs from base 1 to 11439 and encodes 3812 amino acids.
AUGACGUUCUUCGGGUCAGCCCUGGCGGAGGUUCCUGUCUCCGUGACUGGAGCAACCCGCGACUCCCCGUCCCCAGCGUCGCCUUCUCGUCACCCUCCCUCUUCUCUCUCGGUGACCUGGCCAAGAAAGCGCACUCUUCCCGCGCCUUGUGUUUUUGCCCGAAGCUGCGCAGGCGUCGAGGGUGGCACCAGUUCUGCGAUGAGAGGAAGCACGCCUGAGGAGUCUCUCGGCUUUUUCGAAGGGUCCGCAAGUGCGCGCGGGGGGUCGCGGAGACAGCGGCCGCGGCCGGAGACUCGUGAACAGCCUCCUCUUUCAGAGAGACAGCGUCUUGCGCGUGAGAGAAGAGUGCUGGCUUCAAUGGAGCGAGACCCGUUUGGCGAAAGGCAAAAAGACGUGGGGAAGGCUGUGCGCGAACGCUAUGUGGGACUUGAGACACAGGACGACCUCUGGCGGGGACGCCCCGUCUUGCCACGCCCACGGCUCGCCCCUCUGUUCGUCCCUGGAACAGUCCCUGACGGACCUGCUGCUGCUGUGCUGCCCCGCACGCCGCAUCGCAGCGCGGUGAUACGCUGCAUCCGUGGCCCCUUUGAAGGCCGCUUUUUCUAUUUGAACAAAGGAAAGAAAGGAGACAUUUUUGGAGGCCGAAGAGACCGUCGAGAAGUGACCAUGUACAUUGAGCAUGCCGGGCUCAGCCCCGCUCACGCCCAGCUUUUCGAGGAAACAGGCGACAGCGACCGGCCCAGGGAAGACUCGCUGGCGCUUCGCGACCUCAACAGUGCGACAGGCACGUGGGCGCGUCUCAGCCCUUUAGACCGGCUUGCCGAGGCGAGCCCGGCGUGCCUCUUGGCGUCCCUUCAGAGUACCUGUCGCCGGAAAAGGAAGAUCACUCAAGACUGCGGCCAGGCUGUCGAGCCGGAGUCUGCGUCGCCUGCGUCUUGUCCGUCGGCUGCCUCUGCUUCCGUCUCCAUUCCUGCUUUCCCCUUUUCUUCUCUCUUUCUGUCUUUGCGUGCUUCUGCGACGUCGUCGAUUCCUUCACCUGCAUCGCUUCCACGCCCGGCUUCUGCUUCAACUCCUCGCAGCCCCUUCCCUUUAGGCUCGAGGAACCUUGCUCGUGAGGGCUUAGAGGACUGGCGUCAUUCUGCGACGGGUCAGUCCUCCCGCAGUGGAAAGUUUCCAGCAGACGUCUCGCCCUGGGACACGAGGGACCGCCGAGAAAUCGGAGCAGAGCGGGAGGCGUCUGGACGCGAAGGUCCAGGGACAGGCGGCAGGGCAGUCGGAGAAUGUGGCGACAGCGUCGAGACAAGAAAGGGGAGCGCCAAAGCCCACGGGGCUACUUCUUCAGGGCCAAGGGAAAAACCGAGUGUGGAAGGAGACUGUUGUGCGUCGCCUGCUGGGCGCGUCCCCUGGUCUGCCUCCUCGGAAGCCUGCCCGUCGCAUUUUUUGCCAGCGCUCUGUCAGCGCGGAAAAUCGGAAGCAGAGGCGGUGCGGCACGAAGAACAGAAAUCCGGAGACGAAGAGGAAGUGACUUAUGAGGAUCUUCUCAAGUGGAAGCUUGCAUGCAGAACGCUGCCUCAGUACCUGCCUCUUGAGAUAAAGAGUCGGUCUUUGCUGGUUUUCGACGACGCCUCUGGAGCCUUGCUAGGACAGGUGUCUUGGACGGGUGCUCUCCUGCUUCCGUCUUCGCUUUCAUCGUUUCCUGUCCAGCCUCUACCCCCCUCUUCCACGCACAGUGUCACUCCUUCGUGUCCCUCCGAAUCGUCUCCGAUCCCCACCUUCUGUCCCUCCCCCGGCUCUUCGGCCUCUUCGUAUUCUGCCUUUCUUAGCCCGCUGCCUCCGAGGCCGUUCGACAUGAGAAGGGAAGAACGCGCGGACGCGGCACGAAAGCCCCAGUCUCUGUCUCGAGGGUCUGCGACCGCUUCGACAGGUGCGCUCUUCUCUGGCAGGACUAAGGCCAAUCUCUCUCUCCAGGCAUCUUCUCCACAGAGACCGAGUGUGGGGAAAGGCAACUCGUUUUCUGCGGCCUCGUUGGUCUCAGCGGGUGCGGGGACAAAGAGAGAGAAGCGCAGGGAUAGCGACAACAAAAGAAGGAGAGAGGAGACAACAGAGUGUGUGUCCAGCGACGACCCGAACACGAAGGGGGAUGAGGGCGUGAUGGCGGGGAGUCGCGACUGUGCAGGGAAGCCUGCUAGCUAUUCGUCGAAGACCCGAACAUUUAGAGAGGGAUGUCUUCUUUCCGCCCGUGCUGACGAGAUGAACACUGAGAAUGCUCGUGACGCGCGAGUAUCCGACAAAACAGGCAUUCUUCUACAGGUGCGUGUCGAGCUUUCGAGGGAGCACGAGGAGACACAGGAGACGAACGAGUGUGGCGUCUCUGGCGCAAGAAUCCCUCUGCUGCCUCUCACUGCGGACGCAGAGAACACGCAGCGCCUCCUGGAAACACUCGUGCCGCAUGCAGUUUCCGCUGGUUCCAGGAAGGGAGCGCAAUCGGUGGACCUCGACCCUCUUUUCCCUGGCGUCGGCCCCGUGUCGUCGGGGCGAAGAAGCGCGCCGCCGACCAGCCUCGGAGAGAAUGGCGGCGAAAAAGGUGCGGAGGAAGACGGAGAGGAGCGGGCGCUAUGCAAGAACCGAAAAGCCCACACAAAGGAAGAACAAGAGGAGGUAAACGAACAGACGGAGGGCUGUGGGGCAGCAGGAAACGCGAAGAGGAACGCUGGGAGAACUGGUAGCCUCGAGCGAGUCGCGUGUCCAGAGUCGUCGGUUCCUCUUCUUUCUUCCGUUUCGCUCUCUGACGUUGCAGUGCAACAUGAGUCGCUGACGCGUCGGCCCCCACCCUUCCAGCAGUUGCCUUCUUCCCGACUGUGCAGAGUUCAGUUGCAGGGUGUCGAGACAGAUCCUCUUGGGAGAUCACCUGCUCGUUUUUCUUCCGAUCCGCUGUCUCCUUCGACUUCCUCAGCUUCGGCCGAGCCGAACGGUGCUUCCUCCCGUGCUCUCUUGUGUUCACGAGUCGCGCCGCCUACACGGGGCACAAGGGAUUUCCUCCUCUCUUCUCUUUCUCUGUCUGCCUCCUCGGCCUCCUGUCCGCUGAGCUCAGCGCCUUCCUGGUCUUCUUCCGACCUGCCUGUAGCCUCGCGAUCGCGCGCGCGCCUCCCUCCCUUUCCACCCAUCUACGAAGAACCAAAAAACAGGGAAGAAGCGACGCUUCGCGAGCUCGCAACGGCCCAUUUGCGGCUCGCGGAGACCAAGGGGCCCCGGCCGCCGCAGAAGAGCGGAGACGGGACUGGAAGCGAAGCUGCAACCCGAGAAGGGGAGGAGACAAAACGAGGCCGCGCACAAAAGGGCGAUCAAGAAGGCGGAGUCAGAAAGAUGGCCGAGGUCGGAGAAGACGCGGGAGAAGAGCGCAGCGACGAAGGCCAGGAGAGAACCGAGAGCAGUGUCAUCGACGGCAUCCACAGAGUUAGGACCAGUGCAGACGAGAAGAAAGAAGAGAAAACAGAGGAAGAAGAGAAAACAGAGAAAAAAGAGAGCGAGGCAAGUGACGCGAUGUGCACUCAUGCAGACAAGCUUUUCGCACCCGAGAGCGGUACCCAACGACACAGACGCCCCGUCUCUCUUCACACCUCUUUGUUAUGGAAGAGCGGAAUCGCGUCGUGCCCGCCAUCAUCUCUCUUAAGUGGACGCGAGACGAACGGCGUGCGCGUGGAUGGUCUGUCUACAAGGGAACAAAAGGUCAAAGUGCUUACCGGUCUCGGUUCGUCGCGGCCUGCUUCCUUUCGUGGCCAAGAGCGAAGGAGAGAAGAACUCAGCAGCCCUUUUCCCUCGCAUUCUUCUCCGUGUUCGUCCUCCCUUUUCCGUCUACCUGCUUCGUCGUCUUCCCGUCUCGGCUCGACGGCACACUGCGUGUCGUUUCCCUUCCCAGCUGACGCUUCUUCUUUCCUUCUCUCUUUCGUCGGAAUGCGACAGGCGCAGGCGGCAGGCGAGCCUGGAUCGAGGGUAGAGGCGGACGGGCAGAACGUUCACUCGCAGUCGCUUCCCGCGCCUGCCGCCCCUGUGUCGAGCAGAGGCGGAGACGCGGAGAGAGGUGGAGACAGAGAAGAGGGGGACAAAGAUGCAAGAGGCGAGAGGCAGACAGCAGAACAGCACGAGGCGGGCGAUCUGGACAAGCGUGAGACGGGCGAUCUGGACCAGCGUGAGACGGGCGAUCUGGACCAGCGUGAGACGGGCGAUCUGGACAAGCGUGAGACGGGCGAUCUGGACCAGCGUGAGACGGGCGAUCUGGACCAGCGUGAGACGGGCGAUCUGGACCAGCGUGAGACGGGCGAUCUGGACAAGCGUGAGACGGGCGAUCUGGACCAGCGUGAGGCGGGCGAUCUGGACCAGCGUGAGGCGGACCAAGAGAAAGAAGGCCCCUCGUCGUCUGCCGCUGGUGGUGCAAGUCCGGCCGCGGUGGCAAAGGGAGGGGAGCGGCGAGAAGAACACGAAUCGCGACAAAUGGUGCACGUCACGUGGCACGGGAGCCCUCCCGCCUCGCUGAUUUCGGAACAGCGCGGCAAGAAAGAGGCAGCCGAGAGGAAGAACUGUGAGUCGGAGCCUGCAGGGAACGAAGGAACGUGCCGUGGAGAGACACGCCGUUCCUGUCAUCCCUGUUCCGCCUCGUCCCCUUCCUCGCCGUCAGCUGUCUCCUGCUCUCCCGCCGUGUUGCCUCCCCUGUCCGGUUCUUCGGUCGGGUCUGUUCUUUGGCCGGAAGGUCGGCGAGGCGACAGAGAGAGAAGGCCCGAGCACGACGAAUCGCCGGAACGGCGGCAAAGCACAGAGGAGACGGAGAGGCGGGAAUGUGGGAGGACUGAACACGGAGGGGUGAGGAAUAGCAUGGAGGCUCGGAUCGACAUAGGCCCCGGCCGAGAAGCCAGCGAAAGAUCCCCCGUCUCUCUAGCUUGUGGAGCGUCUGUUUCUUUUUCUGCAUCUCGCGCUGCUCUGUCUCCGUUCCCCGCUGUCUCUUCGGCGCCCCGUCGGUCUUCGUCUCCGGCCUCUGUCCCCUCUCGGCUCGUCGCUCUGAGCAGACCUGGUCCCGCGUUUUCUUUUCUGCGAUCUUCCCCUGCGGCGCUGCCCCUCCCAGAGCCUGUCGGCAGAGAACGCGGUAAGGACGGGAGCAGAGAGGGAGGGCGCGCGAUCGCGGGACGCGACAGCGAGAGAGACAAAGAAGACGGCGAGGCAGACUCAGGGUCGGAAGAAGGCCAAACGGUGCUGAAGAGCGCGGGAGUUGAGGCGGGGCUUGGUGAGGCAGAAGCGAGCGGCGCAUCUAAUGCCACUAACAAGAGAGGAAAGGGAUUCGUGAUGAGAAGAGACGGGACGAAAAGCGGGAGGGCCUGCGCCUGUCUCUCGUCUUCACUCGGAACAGAGAACAUUGGGGAGGUCGGUCCCGAAGACAAAGAUCGCGUCUCCAGCGUCGUCUACCCUUUCUUUUCUCGUCUGCGGAAGACAGGGUGGACCCCUCUCCGUCGUUUUGUCUCUUCACCCUUCUCUUCCUCACCGUCUCUGUCUCCGGCUUCUCUGGACGCGUCUCCUCUUCCUGCACUCCAGUCUCCGCUUCGUCGCUCUGCUUUCCCGCGGUUCCUCGUCUCUCCCGCCCUUCUUUCCACGAGUGCGAGCGGCUCGGCCUCUUCCUCGUCUCCGCGCGCAAGUCUCGCAUCUGAAGAGAACGGGAAAAAAGAGAAGCGGCGACUCCUUUCUUCCCUGCAAGACAGGCGAGACGACGAGAAGAGGAGGAAGCGCGCGUCGGGGCGAGACGAGGCCGAAGAGAAGGCCGGGGAGGAAGAAACUCCGAACGGUGGGGAGGACGGAGAGACGCAGGAGCAGCGUGGAAGAGAGGAACGGCGACAAAGUCGGGGGGAAGCAGGAAGGGAACAGAGCAGUCGCGAGGAAAGUGGCGAAGAGGCGAUGAAGAACUCCGAGACGUGUGCGGGAUCAGUGUCUGGCGAGGUGUCGAAGACGCACGUGGAAAGGAAUCUGCCCGAAGAAGGGGACCCUGAGGAGCAUGGCAGAGACAACGAAGACGCAGAGAGAGAACGGACGCUGGCCCGCAGCGAAGAACAGACGGAUCACGAAGUUGAAGAGAGAAACCGUGCGUGUACAGAUGAAGAAGACGGAACCAUUCCAUCGGAGAUGCUCAAUCUGUACGAAGAUGGCAGAAUCGGAAGCAGCGGCAGAGGAGCACGGCCGCGCAGUGUCCACGCUCGCGACUUGUAUUCCGUCCUGCCUAGCUCUUUGGCUUUCCUCCCGACUUCGCCGUUCCCUUCUGCCGUGUCUCUCUCUUCUCUUCCUCGUUCUUCUCCGCUUCAUGGAUGCAACGGCGUCUCUCUCGGCGUCCUCGGAGAGACGUUCAGGCUCGGUGGAGACGGUCAGGGAGGAGACUGCAGGCUGCCCAGCCUAGGAGGCGCAUGCACGCGACGGAGCCGACCCACAGCGGACGGCCCCAGCGCGCCGGAGUCAGAAAGCAGCCACCAAAGAGAAGAGGCAACGAGAGGAACGCACUGGAGACAAGAAGCUGGAAAAGGUGCAUACGAAAGUGAGGACCCGCGAGAAGCGGAUGCAGGAGUUGGGAGAAGUGGACACAGCCGCACCGAGGACAAGGGUCAGGGUGUCUCGUCACUUCAUCUCGAGGCGCUGUGGCGCGACACCGAUGUCGCAGAAGAAGGAAGGGAGGAAAGGAACGCAGACGCUACCUUUGUCGGUACCCACCUUUGUCGCACAGGCUUGAUAGAACGGGAAAGGCGAACGCAUGCAGACGCGACCCCUGUUCCCAGAGUGCUCGGCCGUUUCUCCUCGCCACAGGCCUCAGAAGGUUUGGAUACCGCCACGUUUGCAGCUUCGUCUCGUCCUUCGCGUUUGCCUUCCUGUUCUUUCUCGGCCUUCGUGUCUUCUUCGUCGGGGUGCAUGCGGUCUGCGCGCGACGACCAGGCGGACGAAUGUCGGAGACGUGGAGCAGGCAGGGGCGACGGAGAGGGGGCGACGAAGCCGGGUUUUUUUGCGUCCUCGCGGCGUCCAACUCUCGAAUUUCUUGCUGACGAAGCGGGAACAGACGCGAGACAAGUCACGGCAAAGGACGAAAAACGCGAAUCCGACACAGACAGAGAGGAAACGGCAGGGGAGGACGGCGACUCGGAAGAAAACGCUGCGUGUGCAUCGACGGGGGACACCGAGUUUCUCUGCCACCCUCCUGUCGGCAUUUCUGUCCCUGCAUUCCAAGUAGCCCGACGAAGAACUGCGGGGAAAGGCGAAUGCCAUAGAGAAGGCAGAAGGGAAGGAACCGAAGAGGCUCGGGGAGCGGAGGCGAAAAGAUGUGGAGACAACCGACAGAUCCGUGAAGCGACGGAAGACGCAGAAACGAGAAGAAGUGAAGACGAAAGUGCUGACCUGGAAAAGGGCCAACCAUGCCAACAGCGACAAGACACGAACAACGGCCAGAAGCAAGGCAAGGAAGUCGACAGUGGAAAUCGAGGAGCGGGCGGAGAAGACGGGGAAGAGUUCCAGAAGGGGGAGGAAGAACGGCCGAUUUCGGCAGAAGCAGGAGACGAGAGACGCGGACUGCCAGAGAGCUCUACCUCGAGCUUGCAAUCCCCCCUUCCUCCUACUGUCGACUCGCGUCUUCAAGACGGUUGCGAGCUCUCGCUCUUCGCCGCUUCUCCGUCUUCUUCUUCCUCAUCCUCCCCUCCGUCUUCUUCCUCUUGCGUGCCUUUCUCCUCUUUUCAUCUCGCUUUGUCUCUUCGUCUCGACAGCUUUCCCGCCCCCUCCCAGUCUCUUCAGACGCAGACUGAGGAUUCUGGGGAAGACAGGGCGAUCAAGGUGCUGGCUACGAGAGCCGAAGAGACGAGAAAGCGUGACACAUCCGAAGAAGGGGAUGCUGGAAAAGGGGACGAGACAGCUCUGCGGGAGUUUACGCAUCGCUCGCCUUCCGAGGCGCCUCUCCAAAGUGAAGGAGCAUGCGGAGGCGUUGUCGCCGCGGGCGCACAAAGCGAGUUGGCUGGUCUCGGUCCGCCGGUAAAGCCUCGAGGCUCUUUUGCAGGUGACCCGCGUCUUCAUCGCGUUGAGCCUGGCCCUGGCAGUGGGGGCCGCAGCCCCCGCCUUUCAUCGGCGAUCAGCAACCGCCAGCAGAGGGCGAACAGUGUCUGCUCGGACGAUGAUUCCAGGCUAACUGCCGAGGGCCUUGGGAAAUUCGCCGCAGAUCAGAAGAGGCGUCCCGCCCCUGGUAGGAGCAUUCAUGGUGGAAGGAGCAGUAGCGGCGUCUCCCACGACAGGCAUGCGUGCGCCGGCGGAGAUUCAGAUAUCGCGACCGGAGUAGGGGCUAAAACGGACGUGAGGCAUCAAAAUGCGGAGGCAAGGAGCCCUAGCGCUCACAAAGGUGGAGAGGCGCGGAGUGGCCAGGCGGUGAAUGAGGCAUCGAAUCCGUUCUCGAGUCGCCUUUUGGAAAGUACACAGGAGUCUCGCGCGCCGAAGGCGGAUCUUGAAGUCGACUCCAGCUUCGUUCACAGUACCCUUUCCACCACCUUGCCCAAGGCCUUCUGCUCGGCAACGUUUCGCGCUCUUUGCAGUCCGUCAGGCCUGCGGAGUCCCAUCCGUCGACUGGGGAAGCGCCGGAGCAUCGGUGGCGCUCUCAUCAGGCCUAUCCCGAGUCCUGCGGGGAAGACAGAUCGUGGCGGGACGGCUGCCGCCGCUGAAAGCCAGAGAAAGCUGGCUGAAAACGAGGGGAAGAGUGGCAAGACGGAGGAUACACCGUGCAGGAGCAGCAGUCCCAGUUACAGCACACCACGUUGCCUCGGGGGCGGCGGAUGCAGGAGGCUUGCGGAUGGCAGACGGGCUCUUUCCAGUACUCGGCGAGAAGUCAGCAGCGACUUCAGGUCCGUCUUCAAGAAGCGGAAUGUGGCAAAUGAGGCGUUCUCCGCACCCUCGCUGGCGGCUGCGAAGGACGGGGCCCAGCAGCCGAGUCUCCCGUGCUGGGAACUCCAGAAGAAACAACGAAGUGGGGACAGCUCGCCCGCCGGCCCUGGUCGGGCUCCAGUCGUGGGCGGGGCCGGUCUCGCCCAAAGCGCGACCGCGGUCGGAAGGGACGGGACGCGAGCGAUGUCGCCGGGCCCGGCGGCGAGAGCGGCAGGGGGCAAGACGGAGAAUAAGAACGACGACUUUGCGUCGUUUCUGUUCGGGGAAGAAGACGAUGCGGUCGUUUUGUACAAAGCAAUGCAGCAUCUUCUUCGUCAUCCUCGUCAGGACCGACCCGUCAUUUUCGUCCCCGUUGCUGCAAGUGGCCUGACGCUGUCCGCUCGCCCUCCUGUCGGUCCCGAGUUCUCCAUUGGUUCCCCUGCUGGUGUGGCCGCUCUCCCUGCGCACGCUCCUUCUCCAUUUUCAUCUUCUCUCAGUCUUGCUUCUGUUGUUGACCCCUCCGGCGCUCCGCGCGAAGGCGAACUGCAUGCGUCUCUCCUGGCCGGCACUCGCGAAGACGUCCUCUUUGAAGAAGCGACUCCGACCUGGCAAUCUGAGUCUCUUCCGGUGCAACCCCGUCUCGCUCCGUCUCCUCUUCUUUCUGCUGCCGCGUCUUCGGCUUUAUCGCCCUCUGCCUCUCCUCUGUCCUCUUCUCGUUCCGCCGCGUCUCUGUCCUCUUCUCGUUCUGCCGGCACCACGUCGCCGUCGCUUUCCCCGCCCUCUCCUUUCCUGUCAAAGUCGCCUCCGUCUCCCUUCUUUCCACCUUCCUGCAUGUCGCCGCCUGCCUCGUGCUCACCUGUCUCCGCGCGUUCCGCGUGCGUUCCGCCUCCGCCUGCAUGUCUCUCUUCUCUCGGCGGGUCGAAUCCGCCGCCGCGGGAGGGCGUUCUGGUGCUUUUUCUCGACGGGACGUUUCAGCUGGCUUCCACGGCCCGGGGCUCUCCCGGAGUCGUUCCAAAGACCUUUCGAGCAGCCGAGAGCUUUGUGUCUCUGCAUCCUGCCGCGCCGCUCUCCCUGCGGCCAGACGCGACCUUUCGUCUCGGAAGUCUCGACCUCGCGUUUCUCCGCUUCAACGUAGGCUGCAAGAGUGAGCGCGGGCUGCGGCCCACGAUGGAGGACGAAGAAAUCGUCAUUCAAGAUUUAGGCGUCAGCGACGCCUUCUCGUGCUCGUUCUUCGGCGUCUACGACGGCCACGGCGGCCGAGACUGCGCCGAGUUCGUGAAGCGUCAUUUACACCUUGCGUUCCGCCACCAACUCGAGAACUUGUGUGGCCGACUCGACCUCUCCCCGCGUCUAAACUUCCACAUCUUCCGAGCCCUCUACUUCGCCUUUCUCCUCACAGACGCCGCGUACCUUCGCCGCCAACGCAACGGCAGCCGAUCGGCGCACGUGUCGGCCUUGCACGGCGGGAACAGCGGUCUUGAGACGAGUCAGGCCGUCACCGGCGCGCCUCGCUCUCUCUCCACCCCUCGGCAUGCGCCAGGGGCCGCUGAGCCGAAUGCCACGCCGACGCCGCACCUGUUCCUGAACCCGGCGGCCGUGCGGCCUCGCAUCGCUUCGUCCGGAUGCGCGUCGGUCGUCGUCGUCGUCGUCGGCGGGGCAGUCUGGUGCGCGAACUGCGGAGACGCGCGCGCAGUCUUGUCGCGCGCCGGCCGGGCCCUCGAUCUCUCUUCCGACCACAAACCGCACAGGAAAGACGAAGGCAAGCGGAUUCUGCAGGCGGGCGGAUUCAUCCGCGGCAAGCGCGUCCUCGGCCGCCUCGCCGUGAGUCGCGCGUUCGGCGACCUCGAAUACAAGGGAAGCUUGUACGAGGAGGAAGAGGUGACGCCGCGCGCGGCACAGGCGACCGCACAGUGCCAGGCGACCGGACGCAGGACGCGCGCGAACUUCUGUGGGGACGAGGAGGGAGACACUCGCGAGGACGAACGCGCGAGAAAACCCGCGGGUGCACCAGAAGAGAGCGGAGCCGCCGACGCCCCCGUUUUUUUCCAAGCAGCCGGGAAACGGAUUUACCUCGGCAGCAAGCACGGGCAACACUUCUGUUCUGGGAUUCCCCCGGCUCCGCAUGCACCUUUUUUCCUGAGGGAACAGGAGCAGGCCGCGAGCCAACCAGAGGAGGACGCAGCGCGCAAGAGCGCAGAAGCGAAGGCUCUCCCGCGCGACAAGCGCGAGAGACAGAAAUUCUUCCGGAAGCCGCUGGUGAUAGCUGCGCCGGAAAUCCGGCGGGUCGGGCUCUCGCCCAGCGACGAGUUUCUCCUGCUUGCAUGCGACGGCCUGUUUGAUGUUUUCACCAGCGACGAAGCUGUCGCGUUUAUUCGAAGCCGCCUUAGUACAAUGCCGCCCUACGAGCAAGACCCGCAGCGCGUCGUCGCGGAGCUCGUGAGAGAGGCCAUCCACGAACGCAAAAGCCGGGAUAAUGUCACCGCGAUUCUAGUGGUUUUCUCGCCCAACGUGGGGAGGGGAACGCCAUAA